UCAGCUGAUCCGGGUGUAAACAGAAAACUGAGACGCGUGCGUGUUGUGUCAAGUGUCUACUACGAUGGUCUGGGUUUCGUGCCUGAGUCAAACCCUUGUCGUAGUUGUAGCAUGGUAGCUUUUGGGGCUCGGGCUGGGGCUCCAAAUACGUCACAAGCCGCGGCACCAAGAAGGGAAUUGACACACCGCUGCUACUUUUCAGCGCCUAGUUUCUUCCAGCGUUCAUGGAGGAUCCGGAGCCAGACGAGGAGUUUCUGUGCUGCGCCAGGAACGGAGACCUGGACGCCGUUCGGAAGCUCCUCGCAUCCAAGGUGAGCGGAGAGAGCACGUUGGACAUCAACUGCAAAGGUAAGAGUAAAUCAAACCGGGGUUGGACACCUCUUCACUUGGCCUCUUAUUUUGGACACACGGACGUGGUGGACGAAUUACUGAAGGCGGGGGCGGACGUCAACCUGCCGAACAAUGUUGGCGACACGCCACUUCAUAAGGCUGCCUUCACAGGGAGAAAGGAAGUUGUCAUGCUGUUGCUGCGCUACAACGCCAGCGCGACCGUUAUCAAUGGAACGGCUCAGAUUCCCAAAGACGUCACUCAAAACGUCGAGAUCAGAAGCAUGCUGGCGGCGGUCGAGAGGACGGAAGAGCGGAAACGUGAAUGUAAACUUCUCGAAGCAGCGGGAGAAGGCGACAUGGCCACUUUGAGCCAGCUGCUGAGCAGCAAGACGCCGCCCAACCUAGAUUGCACUGACGUGCUGGGCAACACUCCGCUGCACUGCGCAGCCUAUCGAGGCCAGAAGCAGUGCGCCGCCGAGCUGCUGAGGGCCGGAGCCAGCACCGCUGUGAAGAACAACAUCGGUCAGACCGUGUUGCAGUUGGCCAGCGACGCGGCCAUGAGACAGCUGCUUGAAGGCAACACCCGCCGUGGGAUGAGACGCCACGCCAAGAAGUUUGAGGGACUCCUCUGGAAGAGCUCCAGAUUUUUGGGCUGGCGCUCCUACUGGGUGGUUCUUCAGGACGGCGUUCUGUCCUGGUACUCCAAACAGUCUGAUGCGGUCGCCAACAUCAAGAGGCAAGGAUGCAAGUCCCUCACUCACGCUCAGUUUCUGAUGCGAUCCAAAGAUAAGUGCAUCUUCACCCUGAAGUGCUUCGAUGACAGCGUCCAUUACUUCAAAGUCUCGUCCAAAAAGGAGCCCGAGGCGACAAGAAAAGCUUGGCUUGAUGCUUUGGACGAGCAUUCGGCCUUCAGCACACACUACUGCUCCCAGGAGCAGGACAGCUGCGAGGACGACGAAGACGAGGAAGAGGAGGAAGGCAACUCGCUGGGUCGGAUCGCCGACGCCCUGCAGGAGGCGCAGGCGAGCCACGUCAGGCUUGAGCAGGAAGUGGAAGCUUUCCUGUCCGCCGUCAAGACUGACGGCGUGCCACAAGUUCUCCAGGAGUUUUCCUCCUUCACGAUGGAGAAGCUGCAGGCCAUCCACAACCUGUCGGGAGAGACCGGUUCCUACAUCGCCGUCUGUCUCGGACUGGUCUCCAAACAGGAAGUGGUGCGUAGCAUGAAAUUGGAGCUGGAGGUGGAGAAGAAUAAGAUCCUGUCGGAAGCGCUCCAGACGCUGGCCACCGAGCACCACGAGCUGGAGCAGGUGGUCGUCAAGGGCUCCAGCGGCCUCAGCGACGAUGAGUUCCACGACGCCGUGUCUGGUUCAGACUCUGAGCUCUCUCUGAGUGGCUUUGAGACGGUGGCGAGUCGUUCCUUCGAGGAAGAGGAGGAGGAGGAGGAGGAAGGUGGCGUCAUGUUUGGCAGCAGCAGCAGCAGCAGCAGUCGCCUCGACAGCAUGGCGCAGGGUGAUCGCCAUGGCAACGACCAGCAGACGCAACCCAAUGGGAUCACCAAGUACAGGACAAGUUUGCCUGCACCCAUGUUUUCAAGAAAUGACUUCAGCAUUUGGAGUAUUCUCAGAAACUGCAUCGGAAUGGAGCUCUCCAAAAUCACCAUGCCUGUGAUCUUCAACGAGCCGCUCAGCUUCUUGCAGCGCCUGACCGAAUACAUGGAGCACACGUGCCUUAUUAGGCAAGCCAACGCUGCCAUGGACUCCCUUGACAGGAUGAAGUCCGUAGCGGCCUUUGUGGUGUCUGCGGUGGCAUCGCAAUGGGAGAGGACGGGCAAGCCCUUCAACCCGCUGCUCGGAGAAACCUACGAAUUGGUCAGGGAGGACCUGGGUUUCCGGCUCGUAUCGGAGCAGGUGAGCCACCACCCUCCCAUCAGCGCCUUCCACGCCGAGGGCCUCCGGCAGGACUUUGUCUUCCACGGCUCCAUCUACCCCAAACUCAAGUUCUGGGGGAAGAGUAUGCAAGCCGAGCCUCAAGGAAUCCUCACGUUGGAGCUGCCCGAGCACAACGAAGCGUACACAUGGACCAACCCCACGUGCUGCGUGCACAACAUCAUCGUGGGCCAGCUGUGGAUUGAGCAGUAUGGAUGUGUGGAGGUGAUCAACCACAAAACUGGCGAAAAAUGCUGCCUCAACUUCAAGCCAUGUGGUUUUUUUGGCAAAGAACUGCACAAAGUUGAAGGCUACAUAUUGGACAAAAGCAAAAAGAAGCUGUGCGCGCUGUACGGCAAGUGGACCGAGUGCUUGUACGUCAUCGAUCCUGCUACCCUGGAGGCUCACAGGAAAAGCGACAGGAAAGGAGAAGAAGGCAAAAACACCAGCAGAAAGGGUGACACCGAGGAGGACGUUCACUCUCAAGCACCCGACAGUGUGGACGUGAUUCCCGGCAGCCAGCUACUGUGGAGGAUCGCCCCCCGGCCGGCCAAUUCACCCCAGAUGUACAGCUUCACGUCCUUCGCCAUGCAGCUGAAUGAGCUGCAUGAGGACAUGGAGGGCAUCCUUCCUCGCACGGACUGCAGGAUGAGGCCCGACAUUCGAGCCAUGGAGAACGGCGACAUCGACUUGGCCAGCGAGGAGAAGAAAAGACUGGAGGAGAAGCAGAGGGCCGCCCGCAAGAAAAUCUCCAAAUCGAAUGACGAGUGGAAGACGAGGUGGUUCCAGCUGGGCCCCAAUCCCCACACCGGCUCGCAGGACUGGAUCUUCACUGGCGGAUACUGGGACAGGACGUACCCUCAGCUACCAGACAUUUACUAGAAUUCUCCACAAGCAAUGCGCACACAUGCACUGUGGCCUUAAACUGCUUUGACAUUCUCGAGGUGCGCGUUAUAAAUGUCAGUAUCUCUGGGGUUUUUAAACAAACGUUCAUCACCGUCGACUUUUAGCUCACACGUGUGCGUCAGUGUGUGUAUUGUUUUUAAUAGGCUGCUAUCUAAAUAUUUGUAAAAUUGCUGAAGUUCUUGUUUGUGUGUACAAUAUAAACCCACGCUGAGCCGUCAACGACCUCAUCGCAAUUUGCUAAGAUGCAAAAAAAAUCAUGUUACUUUUCCAUCUAUAGAAAAAGGGGGAACCAGAGCAAUAUCCACGAUUGUUACUAUUGACACUAAAUGGUCACUUUUUUAGGUAUACCUGUAAAAAUCAAAGGACAGCAAAUAAAUUAACUGUAUUCAAAAGCGUCCUGGGCUCUUUGCUGGCCAAUUUUUGCCACCUCACUUCAUUUCUUUGAACUAUUUUAGUUAUUACAUAUGGAAUGAAAGUUCCCAAGGGUGGGUUUUCCCUUUUCACGUUUUUCCCCACUUCAGCUCUUUAAUUUUAUCAAUUUUAUACUGGUGACAUUAAAUUGUAAGUUGUGACGAUUUUUGGCCAAUGUAAACCGA
Molecule: messenger RNA, 3757 nt
Organism: Hippocampus comes (tiger tail seahorse)
Lineage: Eukaryota; Metazoa; Chordata; Actinopteri; Syngnathiformes; Syngnathidae
Gene: osbpl1a
Product: oxysterol binding protein-like 1A
Exons: 28
Coding region: 225-3137 (970 amino acids)
Cellular component (GO): perinuclear endoplasmic reticulum; cytosol; plasma membrane
Molecular function (GO): protein binding; cholesterol binding
Source: RefSeq, a predicted model, not a curated record